This is a messenger RNA of Merops nubicus (carmine bee-eater), 1649 nucleotides long. RefSeq names its product gamma-aminobutyric acid (GABA) A receptor, alpha 3 (gene GABRA3). Gene Ontology annotation, cellular component: neuron projection; GABA-A receptor complex; postsynapse. Bases 1 to 1416 code for a protein of 471 amino acids. Gene Ontology annotation, biological process: synaptic transmission, GABAergic; nervous system process; gamma-aminobutyric acid signaling pathway. The transcript has 9 exons. Lineage: Eukaryota; Metazoa; Chordata; Aves; Coraciiformes; Meropidae. The record is from RefSeq and is a predicted model, not a curated record. Gene Ontology annotation, molecular function: GABA-gated chloride ion channel activity; GABA-A receptor activity; transmitter-gated monoatomic ion channel activity involved in regulation of postsynaptic membrane potential.
AUGGCGCUGAGGCUCCCGGGAACAGGGUCGCUCUCGCUCCUUAGCCUUGGAGUCCUAGUCCUGGGCUUGGCUCUCUCUGCUGAUGCUGGGCUUUCUCAGAAGCACGUCUCAGAUGUCGUUGAUGACAGCAAAGACAACAUCACCAUUUUCACCCGCAUCCUGGACAGGCUGCUGGAUGGGUACGACAACCGCCUGAGGCCCGGACUUGGAGACAGCGUAACUGAAGUCAAGACAGACAUUUACGUGACGAGCUUCGGCCCUGUCUCGGACACAGAUAUGGAAUACACUAUUGAUGUUUUUUUCCGGCAAUCCUGGAGAGAUGAAAGGCUGAAGUUUGAUGGUCCCAUGAAAAUACUUCCUCUGAACAACCUGCUGGCCAGUAAGAUCUGGACUCCUGAUACCUUCUUCCACAAUGGAAAGAAAUCUGUUGCCCAUAACAUGACAACACCAAACAAGCUGCUGCGCCUGGUGGACAAUGGCACCCUGCUGUACACCAUGAGGCUAACGAUUCAUGCAGAGUGCCCCAUGCACCUGGAGGACUUCCCAAUGGAUGUGCAUGCUUGCCCGCUGAAAUUUGGGAGCUAUGCCUACACAAAGACAGAGGUGAUCUACACCUGGACACUGGGGAAGGAUAAGUCAGUGGAAGUAGCAAAGGGUGGAUCUCGCCUGAACCAGUAUGACCUGCUGGGCCAUGUUGUGGGGACAGAGAUGGUUCGAUCCAGCACAGGGGAGUAUGUUGUCAUGACCACACACUUCCACCUCAAGAGGAAGAUUGGGUACUUCGUGAUCCAGACCUACCUACCCUGCAUUAUGACUGUCAUCCUGUCCCAGGUCUCCUUCUGGCUUAACAGGGAGUCUGUUCCUGCCCGGACAGUUUUUGGUGUCACCACCGUCCUCACCAUGACCACACUAAGCAUCAGCGCCAGAAACUCCUUGCCCAAGGUGGCGUACGCGACGGCCAUGGACUGGUUCAUAGCCGUCUGUUACGCCUUCGUGUUUUCUGCGCUGAUCGAGUUCGCCACUGUCAACUACUUCACCAAGCGCAGCUGGGCCUGGGAUGGCAAGAAGGUGCUGGAGGCUCAGGAGAUGAAGAAAAAAGAGCCAGUGACACUAGCGAAGAAAACCAACAACACCUACAACAUUGUUGGCACUACGUAUGCCCUCAACAUCGCCAAGGACCCCGGCCUGCCCACCAUCUCCAAGAGUGCUGCUGCCACUGCCGCCAGCAUCCCCCCAAAGAUGCCCCGCGUAGAGGAGAAGCUCCCAGAGAGUAAGAAGACAUACAACAGUGUCAGCAAGGUAGACAAGAUGUCCCGCAUCGUCUUUCCAGUCCUUUUUGCCAUUUUCAACUUGGUCUACUGGGCCACGUACGUAAACCGGGAGUCGGCUAUCAAGGGAAUGAUCCCCAAACAGUAAAACCGGGCACACAAACCUCCCAUCAGUGAGCACCAUCCAAGCAGGAAUUCUCCAGGGCUUUCUUCUCUCCCCUUUCCUUUAAUUAUUAUUGUUCAUUUGAUAGUAUUAUUAUUACUAUUAGAUCGUUCUUUUAUAAUGUAAACAAAACUGUGAUUUUAAUUUAAUCCUGUAUACUUCAGUUGCGGUUUACUUCGUCUCUGAUGACAAAAGGGAAAAAAAAAAAAGGAUCAUAA